Molecule: messenger RNA, 3987 nt
Organism: Kazachstania africana CBS 2517
Lineage: Eukaryota; Fungi; Ascomycota; Saccharomycetes; Saccharomycetales; Saccharomycetaceae
Gene: STH1
Product: RSC chromatin remodeling complex ATPase subunit STH1
Exons: 1
Coding region: 1-3987 (1328 amino acids)
Biological process (GO): positive regulation of transcription by RNA polymerase II
Cellular component (GO): nucleus
Molecular function (GO): ATP-dependent chromatin remodeler activity; ATP binding; DNA binding
Source: RefSeq, a predicted model, not a curated record
AUGUUAGAGACAACUGUAGAUGGUAAAACCAUUCCGGAUAAUAUAAGUACAAAAGAAGUUGAAACUGUACCGGUGAUCAAUAUUCCAUUACCGCAAUCAAACGAACAAUUAAAUCAGUUGAUCUAUCGUUAUAGAGCAAUCACUAGCAAUCCUAAGGAUAAUAUUGUUGAAAUCAGUGCCAUAGAGAACGUAUUGGCGAAGAUUUCAAAUGAACAUGCCUUAUACUUGAAAAAUCUAAAUGCACUAAGAGAGUCCAUCACCAAGGUCGAAUACGAUAAUGCUCAAUUUAACAGACAGUUGUUAGCAUUGCAGUUACUUGAGAAAGAUUUAGAUAUUCCUGAUCAUCUCUUAAUGGUGGAAGCUUUGGAAGACGUGGAAGAAAAAAAAGUUAAUGGUGCUGUACCAAGUACUGAUGCUAAUCAAUUAAAACAAAUCAAACUAUCACUUGAUUUUACUGAAAAUGCAAAGAAUUUUGGUCUUUUGGACAGUUUCAGCAACAAACAAUCGAAAUUAGGUACUCAAAAGUUUGAAGACUUAAUCUCUCAACAAAUUGCUAAGAGAAUUAAUGAAUUAGAAAAAUUGCCUGCAAAUUUGGGAACGUAUUCACUCGAUGACUCCUUAGAGUUCACUACAAAGGAUGAUUUACCGUCAAAUAUUCAUAAACUAAAAAUGAAAGCUCUCGUGGAGUUGAAAAGUUUGAAAUUGUUGACCAAGCAGAAAUCUAUCAGGCAAAAAUUAAUCUCAAAUGUUGCAAACCAAUCCCAUCAUAGUAUUUCUUCUUUGCGUGAUUCUCCAUUCACAGUCUCAGCUCAAAGAUCAGUACAAGUUAGAAGUAAAGUUAUCGUUCCACAAACGGCAAGAAUUGCUGAAGAGUUAGAAAGACAGACUCUAUUAGAAAAACGUAAGAAAGAAAGAAACCUUCAUCUGCAGAAAAUCCAUAGUAUUACAGAUUUUGUUGUUGAAAGAAGCCAGGUCACUAUGAGUAAGAGAGAUCGUUUAAUUCAAACGGGUAAGAUUUGUCUAUCCGCUCACGGUCAAAUUGAAAAAGAUGAACAAAGAAGAAUUGAAAGAACAGCAAAACAACGUCUUGCUGCGUUAAAAUCUAAUGAUGAAGAAGCUUAUUUGAAAUUGUUAGACCAGACCAAGGAUACAAGAAUUACCCAAUUGUUAAGACAAACCAAUUCUUUCUUAGACUCCUUGUCUCAGGCUGUUAGAGUUCAACAAAAUGAAGCAAAAUUAAUGAAAGGUGAAGAAAUCAGCCCCAUCACAGAUGAAGAAAGAGAAAACAUCGAUUAUUACGAAGUCGCCCAUAAAAUUAAGGAAAAAAUACCUAAACAACCUUCAAUUUUAGUGGGCGGUACUUUAAAGGAGUAUCAAUUAUUUGGUCUUGAAUGGAUGGUUUCUUUGUACAACAACCAUUUAAACGGUAUCUUAGCAGAUGAAAUGGGUCUGGGUAAGACCAUUCAGUCCAUUUCUUUAAUAACUUACCUAUUCGAAACUAAACAAGACCGUGGCCCUUACCUUGUUAUUGUACCACUAUCAACCAUAACCAACUGGACGUUAGAAUUUGAGAAAUGGGCACCAAGUCUGAAUACCAUCGUUUACAAAGGCACACCGAACCAAAGGCGUAUAUUACAACAUCAAAUCAAAAUAGGUAACUUUGACGUUCUAUUGACAACCUACGAAUAUAUUAUUAAAGAUAGAUCAUUGUUAGCAAAACAUGAAUGGGCACAUAUGAUUAUUGAUGAAGGUCAUAGAAUGAAGAACGCACAAUCCAAAUUAUCUUACACCAUACAACAUUACUAUAAGACUAGAAACAGACUUAUCUUGACCGGUACUCCUUUACAAAAUAAUUUACCAGAAUUAUGGGCAUUAUUGAAUUUUGUUUUACCCAAGGUUUUCAACUCAUCGAAAACAUUUGAAGAUUGGUUCAAUACUCCUUUUGCAAACACUGGUUCACAAGAGAAACUAGAACUAACGGAAGAAGAAACGUUACUAAUCAUCAGAAGAUUGCAUAAAGUCUUGAGACCUUUCUUAUUACGUCGUUUGAAGAAGGAAGUCGAAAAGGAUCUACCUGAUAAGGUUGAAAAGGUUAUAAAGUGUAAGCUUUCUGGCUUGCAACAACAAUUAUAUCAACAAAUGUUGAACCAUAAUGCAUUAUUUUUUGGUGCUGGUGCCGAAGGGACCACUAAGACUGGUAUCAAGGGUUUGAACAAUAAGAUUAUGCAAUUGAGAAAAAUUUGUAAUCAUCCUUUUGUUUUUGACGAAGUUGAAGGUGUAAUUAAUCCAUCUAGAGGUAAUACUGAUUUGUUAUAUCGUGUAGCUGGUAAAUUCGAGCUGUUAGAUCGUGUUUUGACGAAAUUCAAGGCGACAGGUCAUAGAGUUCUUAUGUUUUUCCAAAUGACUCAAGUCAUGGAUAUCAUGGAAGAUUUCUUAAGAAUGCGUAAUCUGAAAUAUAUGAGAUUGGAUGGUAGUACGAAAACUGAAGAUAGAACUGGCAUGUUAAAAGAUUUCAACGCUCCAAAUUCAGAAUACUUCUGUUUCCUACUUUCAACAAGAGCCGGUGGUUUAGGUCUUAAUUUACAAACUGCAGACACUGUUAUCAUCUUUGAUACUGAUUGGAAUCCACAUCAAGAUUUACAAGCCCAAGAUAGAGCUCAUAGAAUUGGUCAAAAGAAUGAAGUUAGAAUUCUGAGGUUGAUCACCACCGAUUCUGUGGAAGAAGUUAUUUUAGAAAGAGCUAUGCAAAAGUUGGAUAUUGACGGGAAAGUUAUUCAAGCUGGUAAAUUCAAUAAUAAGUCUACUGCUGAAGAACAAGAAGAAUUUUUGAGAAGAUUGAUAGAAAGUGAAUCGAGUAAAGUCGAUGACGAUGACCAAGCAGAAUUAGACGAUGAAGAAUUAAAUGAAAUCCUGGCCCGUUCUGAAGAAGAGAAAAUAUUGUUCGAUAAAAUGGAUCAAGAAAGAAAAGAGGAAGAAGAGAGAUUAGCAAAGGCUAAUGGUUUAAAGGAGCCUUUGCCAAGAUUAAUCCAGACGGAUGAAUUACCAGCUGUUUUCACAGAGAACAUAGAAGAUCAUCUACAGACAGAACCAGUCGCAGUUGGAAGAAUAAGGCAGACGAAGAGGGUCUAUUAUGAUGACGGUUUAACUGAAGAACAAUUCUUAGAGGCUGUAGAAGACGAAAGCGUUACUUUGGAGGAAGCCAUCAAGAGGAAACGUGAAUCUCGUGAAAAGAGACGCCGUAAAAAGGAAGAUAUUGAUGAACUUGAUGAAGAAAACCAUGAGAUUAGAACAUUAGAAAAUACUCCUGACGAAGUCCUCGACACAUAUAACGUAGUUGAUGAAAAGAGUGUGGAAGAUGAAUCUCCAAAGAAAGUCAAUGGAAGAAGCAGGACCAGGCCAACAAGAAAGAGAACUUCGAUGGACUUGGUUGACACAACCGAGGAUAUUGAAGAUCAUGGAGUCAAAGCAGAAGGUUCUGCUACUAUUGAUGCUGAACCAGAAAAGAAGAGGCCUAAGUUCAAGAUUACAUUGAAACUGAAGGGUCAACAAGAAACUGAAGAUAAUGUCGUAGAUGGUGGUGAAACUCCAAUACCUGAUGGAGAUAAAAAGCCAAAAAAUAGAAGUAAAAGUAAACCAAAGAGGGUCAUAUCAGGUGACAUUAAACCUUUAGUGGAGAAGUUGUUGAAUGACAUGCGUCAACAAUUGGAUGAAACCGACGCUCACCCACUCACAUCAAUUUUUGAAAAGUUACCUUCAAAGAAACUAUAUCCGGAUUAUUACACAUUAAUCGAAAACCCUACUGCAUUGGAGACAAUCUUGAGAAAUUGCAGGAAAGGUCUCUACAAAACCAUGGACGAAGUGAAAGGAGAACUGAAUAUAAUGUACAAGAAUGCCAAAUUCUACAACGAAGAAGGUUCAUGGGUCUACAACGAUGCUGACAAGUUGAAUAAGUACACUGACGAAUGGUUCCAAAAAAAUGUUAAAUAA